Messenger RNA from Rhizophagus irregularis DAOM 181602=DAOM 197198, 1456 nucleotides. RefSeq lists its product as uncharacterized. Gene Ontology annotation, molecular function: metal ion binding. The record is from RefSeq and is a predicted model, not a curated record. Lineage: Eukaryota; Fungi; Glomeromycota; Glomeromycetes; Glomerales; Glomeraceae. Gene Ontology annotation, cellular component: mitochondrion.
UUUUUUUUUCUACUCACCAGAAAACCUUCUCACACCAUGCUUCGUUCAUGCCGGCUAUCUGGCAAAUUUACUAACCCAAUUAGCAGUCUCCUAGGACGUAACUAUGCUAGUGUUGCUCCUUCACCUGUAGUUGUCACAAAGUCUAAAGCUGGAGUUACGGUCGUUUCAAUUGAAGAUAAUGCUCCCGCUUCUUCUGUUGCCGUUGUAGUAAAGGCUGGUUCCCGGGUAGAAUCUAUUGAUAAUGUUGGUGUGGCUCAUUUCUUGAAGAAUUUUGCUUUUAGGAGCACUGAAAGCAAAACUGCAUUUCGGAUAACACGUGAAGCGGAACAUCUCGGAGGAAUCUUAUCUGCGAAUUUGACAAGAGAAAGUUUGAUUUUUUCUGGUGAAUUUUUGCACACAGAUCUUCCACAUUUCUUGGAAGUGUUAUCUGACGUUGUUUUUAAAACGAAAUACGAACCGUACGAAUUCAAGGAUGUAAAAAAGAGUGUUAAUUUUGAAAGAGAAGCAGCUGAGGCUAUUCCUGAAGUUAUAACUUUAGACGCGGCUCAUGCAGUCGCAUUCCGGCAUGGUUUAGGCAAUUCUUUAUUUGCAAAUGCUACAACAAAGGUCACAAGUAGUGAACAAGUUAAAGCGUUUUCUAAUAAGGUCUAUACUGCGCCAAACAUCACCAUUGUUGGUACAUCUGUUAACCAUAAAGAGUUGGUGUCACUGACAGAUAAAUUAUUUGAGAAAGUCAGUCAUACUGUCCCUUCUACACCGAUUACUUCUAAAUAUUUUGGUGGUGAAUCUAGAAUUGCCGCACCAGGUAGCAGUCAUUUUGUCAUUGGGUUUGAAGGAGCUGCUGCAGGAACUCCCGAAUACGCUAUUCUUCAAGUUUUACGUGCUUAUUUAGAUGGAGAAACGCACACCAGAUGGGGUGAUGGUGUAACUCCAUUAGCCCAGCUGUCAAAUAAACUUAAAGAUGUUCAGAUUAGUUCGUUUAAUACAGGAUAUUCUGAUGCUGGCCUUUUUGGUGUACAUAUUUCUGGAACACCAACAUCUAUAUACGCAACUGCUAGAGCUGUUUCUGAACUUUUGAAGCAUAAAAUAUAUCAUAUUUCAAAAGAAGAUUUCCAAAGUGCAAUAGCUAAGGCCAAAUAUUACACUGCUGCUGCCUAUGAAACACGCGCUUCUAAAACUGAACUUAUUGGUGGCCAGAUUUUACACUCCGGCAAAGUUAUCCCUAUUUCAGAUGCAGUAGAUGAAUUUAAUCAUAUCACAAUUGAAGACGUUAAAAAUAUGGCAGAAAAACUUCUGAAAAGCACGCCCACGACUGUUGCAUUAGGUGAUAUCAACACCUUGCCUCAUGCAGAUGUUCUUUAAAAUUUUUUUUCAUGCUAGAACCACCAAAACUUGUAUUAAGAAAAUAUUGAUUUAUGUAUUUAAUAAAAAAGAAAAUGACUAUUUAAAUAUUUGG